AAUAUUACAUAAACGUAAGUCGUUUAGACUUUAUAGUUAUAACUUAGCAACUAAAAGAAUUUGUCCUUUUGUAACCUCAGAAAAAUUAUUGCAUCAUAAAAUAAGACAAAUUCCGUUUAUUAUACUACCAUAACGUACAUUUCUAUCGCGAUUAUUCGGAAAAAAGCUACGUAUCUAAUUGUUAUGAAAUUUUGAUCUGCAAACGUCAGUAUCGCGAGAAUAAGAUUCUCUAAAUAAAAUGGAACGCGUUCAGUGAUUUUUGUUUCGCAUUAGUCGCAUCAAAUCCGUUAUAAAUUUCAAUUAUUUUAACUAUGAUAACGAAAGGUGCAAGAAACGUGCGCUAUUUAUAAGUAAAAAAGAAAGAAAACGUAUUAGAGAGGCAGUACCGCGCACACGCAUAUAUGUGACGCACGUGUUGCGUCAGAUCGCACUGUCAUUCAUGCAAUCUCGAACCCACGUGAUCCCUCGCGGUGUCGGCGAUCUUGGUUAGGUCUUUAAACAACCCGAUGAGCGUGACGUCCGUCCAAGUCGCCGCCGCGGAUCGAUAGCAUGUUUUUUUCAAGGGAUCUGAGACGCCGCUUUUGAGAGAUGUUAUCCGUCCUCCGAAAUUCUCGCCGUCUGUCAACAGCGGGUCGAAUCGUAGAGCGAUCCGGCAGGCUCUACCCUAACCUGUCGUUGCCCAUACGCUGUAAAUCAGAAAACGUGAUUGUCACUAUCGCCGAUGUGUCGAAAGAAGUGAGGCCAGCAAACAAUCCGGAAUACGUUCCAAGGAAAUAUUUGUUAAAUACUAACUCUCAGGAGACACUGAGGCACUUAAAAUGGAUGCUGCAGAAGGACGUCCUGCGACAGGACAUGUUUCUGAUGGGCGGACCGGGUACGCGAAGGCGCGAGCUCGCGUUUACCUUCUUGGAGUUGACAGGACGAGAGUUGGAGUUUAUCGCGCUUACCCGCGACACGACAGAAGCGGAUUUGAAGCAGAGGCGAGAGAUCAAAAGCGGUACCGCGUACUAUCACGAUCAGAGCGCGGUGAGGGCUGCGACCAACGGGCGGGUUCUUCUAAUUGAGGGUGUCGAGAAAGCCGAGCGAAAUGUGCUACCCGUAUUGAACAAUUUAUUAGAGAAUCGCGAGAUGCAUUUAGAGGAUGGUAGAUUCCUUAUUCCGGCGUCUCGUUACGACAAAUUGCUGAAGAUGUAUACUCAGGCUGAGUUAGACAAGUGGCGUCUCGUGCGAGUUAGCGAAGAUUUUAUAGUAAUAGCACUUGGUUUACCAUCACCGCGAUACCCUGGUCAUCCGUUAGAUCCCCCUCUUAGAUCUAGAUUCCAGGCGCGUCACAUUCCGCCACCGACGUUCGAGGAACAAUUCGAGGUCUUGAGAAAAUUAGCACCGAACGUAAACACUGGGAAACUGUCGCAAUUGUUAUCGUGUGCUCACGCAUUAGUUACCCAAGAAGCCGUCACCAUAGGCUUGCCAGAUUUUCCUUUGGACAAUUUGUCAUCGGCCGCUUUAAUCAUGGAGAAAAGCCCGGACUUGUCGGUGUACGACGUUUUCUAUAGGUUUUAUCCGUACAAACUAUUUUUGGGUAAAGAAGGCCAGAAUGCCGUCGAGGAUAUCCUUGGAACAUUUAGCGUUUUGAACGAUUCCAAAACGAAACGUGUCGCUACUAGUAAAGUAGACAGUAUCGAGAAAGCCGGCGAUCUCUUGGAGAUCAGCAUAAAACGCGAUAACACGAAAACAAGUUUUCACGUUCCCUGCGGCACGGGCCAAUUAUCUAGUAGCGCGAACAAUGAUCACUAUAUAGAAACUAAUUAUCAGAAUAGCUUGUUGGCGGGCAUGCUGGAAUCCCAUUUGACUUCCGAUUUCUGUUUAAUCGGACCAAAAGGCUGCGGCAAGUCCACCACCGUCCAACGGCUCGCUGAUUUAUUAGGGUAUCAGGUGGAGCCAAUAGUACUUUAUCAGGAUAUGACUUCCAGAGACCUGAUACAACAACGGACCACGUCGCCUAACGGCGACACGGUCUGGAGAGACUCGCCGUUGGUCGACGCGGCCCUGCACGGAAAGCUGGCCGUGUUGGACGGCAUUAACAGAAUACAUUCCAGUACCUUGGCUAUACUGCACAGAUUAGUCCACGAUCGGGAGCUGCAGUUGCACGACGGAAAGCGGCUUAUACGAGCCGAUCGUUACGACGAAAUAAAGAAAGAGUACAACAGAACCGACGACGAGAUGCGCGAUCGCGGUGUUCUGCGAAUUCAUCCCGCCUUUAGACUGAUAGCUUUAGCCGAGCCGCCGAUUGUCAACAGCUCGUCCGGUCAGUGGUUGAAUUCUGAGCUGCUUAGUUUGUUCCUCUUCCAUGAGAUGAGACCGCUCGAUAAGCGCGAGGAACUUCAUAUUAUUCGAUCGAAGUUUGGUGAACCCAGCCAGAUGUUGCUAAGUAUCGUAGAAUUAGCGCAUGUCCUACGUUCGUCUAACGAUCCGACCUUGUUGUCGCUCGCCGGGUCGCUCAGCACCCGGCAGCUUCUGCGAAUCGCGGAGCGAAUGCACCGAUUUCAAAGCGACGACGCUUACAACGCGGUGCAACGCGCGUGUCUGGCGCGCUUUCUGCCGGCGAUCGCAAAGGAGGCUCUCGAGGACUCCUGCCGUCGCCUCGGGAUCGUCGCGCCGGAGUCCCCGACGGAGUCGCGGAUCGAGUGCUCGGUCACGGAGGACACCGUGAAGAUCGGCGACACCGUCGUGAAUCGUUAUCGCACCACGGCGCACAGUAAAGUACCUGACAUCCUGUUCUACGACGUGCCGGAACACGUUGCGCUCUUGGAGCGGCUGCUGCAGGACUUCAGUCUGGGACAACAUCUUCUGCUGGUUGGUAAUCAGGGCGUCGGUAAGAACAAGGUCGUGGACCGGCUGCUGCAGCUGCUGAACAGGCCACGUGAGUACAUUCAAUUGCAUCGCGACACAACCGUGCAAACUUUGACCCUGCAGCCGAUGGUCAGGGACGGCAAAGUCGUUUACGAGGACUCGCCGCUCGUGCAGGCCGUCAAACUGGGCCAUGUCCUCGUUGUCGACGAGGCGGACAAAGCGCCCACACAUGUGACGUGUAUAUUGAAAAUCCUGGUGGAAUCGGGUGAAAUGAUUCUGUCGGACGGGAGACGAAUUGUUCCCCGUGUCAGCGGCAACGCCGGCAACGCAAACAGCAUACCUAUGCAUCCGGACUUCAGGAUGAUCGUAUUAGGAAACAGACCGGGUUUCCCGUUUUUGGGCAACGACUUUUUCGGCGCUCUAGGAGAUCUAUUUAGCACGCAUUCCGUCGAUAAUCCGAGUACACGAAGUGAGAUUCAGCUCUUGAAGCAAUACGGUCCGCACAUAGAUGAGCGGACAAUACAUAAAUUAGUGAAAGCUUUCGGUGAGCUGAGAAACAUGGCCGAUCAGGGCUUAGUUUCAUAUCCUUACUCAACUCGAGAAGUUGUCAAUAUAGUUAAACAUCUAGAGAAAUUUCCAAACGAACCAUUAGGCACUGUGGUCCGCAAUGUCUUCGAUUUUGAUCGAUAUAGCCAGGAAAUAUUCGACACUUUGGUAACCGUACUUCAUAAGCACGGAAUUCCUGUUGGAACAAGUCCAACCAAUGUCGCCUUAGCUAAGGAAAUACCUUUGCCUGAGAUGAAGAUCUGUGGUAGUUGGAACGUUCUGAACACGUUCUAUAAUAUGCCCGUUCAGGAAAGAUACGUUAAGUUGAAACCGCCAACAUUUCCGGCGCAAUACGAUCGAACUCUAGACCGAGUUGAGGCUAGAUCUGCCUGGUUCACGGAACUGCAGAGUUACUGGACAAUACCCAUUAGCGAAAACAGCACGGUGACCGCUUUGGCGAUUGCGAAUGGAAGUAAAGGGGAUGGCACGGAUGACAGGAUACACGUUCUUACGUCGAAUCCUCUGAGUAUAUUUAGCAUGACGCCGGAAUCCGAGCAGAUUCGCGAAACGUCGCUGCAAGGCCUGAUCAGACCCGUUAGAAGUAACAUGCCGUUCUAUAACGUCGCGGUCGACAAUCUCGGAGAUGUUUUAGUUCACGAGGAAACUAGCAAUUCUGUACUUAUGGUAAACGUAAACGAGGGUUCGGUUCGAGAACUGCAAUUUUCGUCCUUUCUGGAUGUCGCCAGCGACAGAAUAUCAAACGUCUUCGGGAACAAGUAUUUUCAGUGGAAGAUGAAGGCGGAUUUACUCUCAUCGCACAAUUUGAUCGUCUUAUACGCACAGGACCACGAUAAAAUCGAAGUUAUCAAUUUGCAGAGCAUGUAUGCUUACUCGAUGAGUUUGCCGUGCAAUAUCGAAUCAGUCGUACUCGCGUCCGACAAGAAAUGGUUAAUUCAGGACGCAUCGAAGAACAAGUACAUUCUUGCGAAAUCAUUGGAUUCUGAUCCGUGUCCAAACGUGUUACGCGAGUUGGAUGAGUCUAAUAGCGUCGAUCUGAAAACCGGCAGUGUCUUGAAUUGUGGCAGAAGCAGUCUGCACACAACGGAGCUUAGCAAAGCUCUUGAACAGAAAAUAGACUGUCCGAAUAGACUCUUAGUGACCGAUAACACGUACGCCGGUAUAGCGACGGGUUUCCCCGAUUUAGACAGUUCUAACGAGCUGCACUUCUGGCCGAGGAGGAGAAGAACGCGCAGCUUCAUAACGCCCAUCGUUACGCAGAAUGGCCAGGUGAUCCGAACGAUCUCGCCCGGUCAAGUACCCGACGAGGUUUAUCCGAAGGAUAUGAAACACACGGGCAUUUCUGGUUACUUGGAGAUAGUCGACACGGUAAACCACAAGCUGCGAUAUGUACCUAUUCCGGAACCGGUUAAUGUCUCGCCAUUGACACAGUGGCUGUAUGCGAAGGACCUUCCGCUUUAUGCGUCACUUACGUCGAACGAAGGUCUCGUCACAAUAGACGCCGGUGGCUGCGUCCGUUUAUGGGAGACAUCAAUCACGAAUAUAGAAAAGUCGUUAGGUGCGUGGCGUAAAAUGAUAGGCGCCGGCGAGGAGAAGAUGCAGAUCACUAAAGAGAGGUAUUCGGGGCAGGAUGUUAGCGGACCGAAACACGGCAAGGUCGAUAAGAGUAACGAACCACACGUGGGCGGUAACACUUGGGCCGGAGGAACCGGAGGCAGAGAUACAGCAGGUUUGGGUGGAAAGGGAGGGCCAUAUCGGCUGGACGCUGGACACACAGUGCAUCAACUCAGUGACGAGGAGAAGAAUGCGGUUCCGGAACAUAUAAAGAAAGCCGCUCGCGAGAUGGGCCUUCGCGCGUUCAAGCAGCGGCUCAAGGACAUAAAAAUGAGCGAAUACGAUCACAAACUGUACACUCAGUUUAGCGACGCGGUUCACAAUCAAGUACAGGCCUUGAGAGUCAUAUUAGGUUCGCUUCAGGCAAAGAGCAACGAGCGACAAUGGUGCAGGCAUCAGACGUCGGGCGAGCUAGACGAUACCAAGUUAAUCGAAGGAUUAACAGGCGAGAAAACGAUUUACCGGCGCAGGGCGGAAAAAGAACCGGAGAUUGGCGCCCCGCAAUUGAAGCCGAAGCGAUUGAAACUCAUCGUGGACGUGUCCGGUAGCAUGUACAGAUUCAAUGGUUACGAUGGCCGACUAGAUCGCGAAUUGGAGGCCUGUGUCAUGGUAAUGGAGGCUUUCAGUGGUUACGAGGGUAAAUUUCAAUACGACAUCGUCGGUCAUUCCGGCGAUGAUUACCGUAUUGUUUUCGUCGAUCGUACGCAACCGCCGACGGAUAAUAAACGACGACUGGAGGUGAUUAAGACAAUGCACGCUCACUCGCAAUUUUGCAUGUCCGGUGAUAAUACACUGGAGGCGACGCAGCACGCAAUUGCGAGUCUGGCGAAAGAGGAUUCCGACGAAUCCAUCGUAGUUGUUCUCUCGGAUGCGAAUCUGGAUCGUUACGGGAUCUCGCCCAAACGAUUUGCGAAAUUAUUAAUGUCUAACGCGGACGUGAAUGCCUACGCGAUUUUUAUUGGAUCGUUGGGUGAUCAAGCAACUAGAUUGACGAAAGAGAUGCCUUCUGGUCGCGCGUUCGUGUGCAUGGAUCUUAAGAAUAUACCACGAAUUUUACAGCGGAUAUUUGCCGCUUCUGUUUUAAGUACGACGCGAUCAACUUAACAUUAAUAACGGUUAGUGGAAUUAAAACUUUGCAUAGACAAAUGAGCGCGCCUUGUCGCUUAUAAUUAACAAAAUAAUUAUUUAAUACAUUUUCUUUAAAUAUAGAAUUUUAUGUAGUACAAUUACAUUUAUAGGUAUAACUACUGUAAAUUUCUGUAAAUAAAAAUUUUCAGACGUCUUUUAAAAAUCUUGUAAUAUAUGAAAGAAGUUUUAAUAUGAAAUCAUCG
This is a messenger RNA of Monomorium pharaonis (pharaoh ant), 6359 nucleotides long. It is a transcript of the gene c12.2, whose product is annotated as von Willebrand factor A domain-containing protein 8. The transcript is spliced from 20 exons. Gene Ontology annotation, molecular function: ATP hydrolysis activity; ATP binding. Gene Ontology annotation, cellular component: cytoplasm. Lineage: Eukaryota; Metazoa; Arthropoda; Insecta; Hymenoptera; Formicidae. The record is from RefSeq and is a predicted model, not a curated record. The coding region runs from base 589 to 6132 and encodes 1847 amino acids.